This is a messenger RNA of Pelobates cultripes (western spadefoot toad), 35334 nucleotides long. The record is from the annotation of a GenBank genome assembly. Lineage: Eukaryota; Metazoa; Chordata; Amphibia; Anura; Pelobatidae.
AUGCUGGUGUUCAGAAAAAGGUUUGCCCUGAUUGGCAAAGUGUUCCCAAACAAUGCCAAUUUUGUGAGUGUAGGGCUGGAUGAAUGUUGCAGCUGGAGGCUGGUGUUACAUUUGUAUAACACUCACCGACCUGCUGAGAUGGUAGCACAUUCUAGAACUGAUAAGUAGGUAGUUAAAAUCUCCAUACCAAAUUAAUAUUUUUUAUCAUCCCAAUAAAUAAUGUAAUCAGUGCAGGAGGAGAGGUUACUGCUUUAAUUUGUUCUUCUUAAAUUAAAUAAAAGAUACAAACCUCACCUUGUAAACCUCACUUGCAGCAAUGGUUUUUAGAACAGUGAUUGCUCUUUAUUAGCUUAUCAUGCUUAAAUAGAGUCAGAGGUUAUUAAUAACUGGUUUAGUUAAAUUUGAUCUAAACCAGGGUUUGGCAACAUGAAACAGAGGAUAAACAAUACCUCUGAUGAAGCUUAAGCACUUAAUAACAGGCAUAUGGAUUAGCAUUAUGGGAGCUGUAGUUCAAAAACAGUCUUUGGGUUUUAUAUGUUCAACUGUCUUGAAUCUGAAAACAAAGAAAAUAUAUAUUUUUUUUAUGUCAAAAGAGUCUACACAAGACAUUACAUCAGGGCUGUGUUUCACUGAAAAGUAGAAUAUUUGGUGAUGGUUUGACAUUACUUAAAGGACCACUAUAGUACCAGGAAAACAUACUCAUUUUCCUGGCACUAUAGUGCCCUGAGGGUGCCCCCUCCCUCAGGGUCCCCCUCCCGCUGGGCUCUGGGGAGAGGAAGGGGUUAAACACUUACCUUUCUCCAGCGGGGAGCUUUUCUCCUUCUCUCCUUCUUCCUAGUGACGUCAACGGCUGAAUGUGCAUGCGCGGCAGGAGCCCCGCACGCAUUCAGCCAGUCUCAUAGGAAAGCAUUCAUAAUGCUUUCCUAUGGACGCUGGCGUCUUCUCACUGUGAUUUUCACAGUGAGAAGCACGAAGCGCCUCUAGCGGCUGUCAAUGAGACAGCCACUAGAGGCUUUAGAGACAAGAUUAACGCAGUGUAAACAUAGAAGCUUCUCUGAAACUGCUAUGUUUAUAAAAAAAAGGGUUAAUCCUAUCUGGACCUGGCAACCAGACCACUUCAUUAAGCUGAAGUGGUCUGGGUGCCUAUAGUGGUACUUUAAUUCAACGAUUUGCUAAGGAUCCAGUUUUCCUUGGUAAUGAUCAUAAAAUGAUCUGAAUGAUGCUUAUGAUCACAGAGAAGCAAUUCAAGGUAAUAAACACAGGAACAAAUGAUGUCACCUGUUUCUGUAUUAAAAAAAAAAAAGUGCUCUGCAUUACUUGGUAAAACUUUGGAACAACUAAUGACACACAUGUAUAAUCCAUAAGACAAUGAAAAUAGCUUAUAUAAGGCAAUAAAAUAGCUUUUAACCCACAAAUGCUUUAAGAUAACACACUCUUUAAAUUCCCAAUUGUCCAAUGCUAUUUUUAUGUAAAAUACUACUUUUUAAAUCUUAAUUUCCCAAUGUUGUUUUUACUUAAAUUACCAAAGUCUUAUGGCUUAAUUUGGUUAAGUCUAGUAAUUGACACUGCAAAAGAAACCAUUCAUUUGGGCGGUGAAGAGUUACAGAACAUUAAAAGCUUAUAUAUGAAUUUAGGGCUUACAUCCAUUUUCUUAUGGUAAUGUUAACUUUAGCUGUACAGAGCCAUUUUUUUCUGUGUAACAUAGACAGUGUCCACCUUCUCUAGAACAUCGUACCAAACCUGCUAUAGGGACAAUUCAAUAUUCUGCCUGCCAUAGGAGAUCAUUUAUUAAAGGAGAUGCUACUUAUGUGGACCAUAUUUGAGACUGUACUUUAGCCAUUCGUUGCCCAGAGUAACAUAACACAUUUGUUAAACUUCAGGAAUUAUUCAAUAAACACCAAACUGUAGUGAACUGAAAAGGAAAUUGCACACUUUAAGAAAUAACAGCUGCUAUGGAUAUCCUCUAACUCACCUAUACUCACAGCUUGUUUAUUCUGGCCUAAAUGUUACACUUUGUUUUUCAAUUUACUCCAAUACAGCAAUUUGGUGUUCACAGAAUAAACCCAUCUUGCUAAAUAAAACAGUCAGAUCUGAAUUAUUUCCACCAAAUUUAGUUAAGAUGUCCUUUAAAUGCUUUUCAUACCAUGACCACGACUCAAGAAUGUCAAGGAUGAAUGUACGUACCAUACAAUUAAAUUGUGCUAUAUUUAAAUAUAAAACUAAAUUAUUAUUUUUUUUUUCAAUUAACAGUUAUAAUUAGUUAUAAAAAAUAAAUUAUGCUCCUGAGAAUUAUUGCACAUCUGCACAGAGCUAUAGGCAUGUAAUGUGGCCAAUACCUCACCCAGAUAAUGACACAUAGACCCAGUAUCUAGGUUACAGUGCUCACCAUUCGUUUUUAACCUAAAAUUGAUGUGCAUAUGCUAUGACACACACAACUUUUAUUAAAAGAGAAGUGUAAACAUCAUGUACAUAUUGUCCCCUCUCUCCUUCCUCGUUGAUGGUCUACAACAUCCAAAGUUCAUUAAAUGCAGUAGAUGGGAAGAGAAUCAUGGGAGUUUUAACUGGGCAAUAUCUGGGGGCAGAGUUUAACCCUUUAAGGACACAUGACAUGUGUGACAUGUCCUGAUUCCCUUUUAUUCCAGAAGUUUGGUCCUUAAGGGGUUAGGAUGCCCUCUUUGGUCUACUGGCUUUGCAGUAAGUCCAUGGAGCUUAUUCACUGAACUCUUAAUUGCAACAAUAGAACUCCACAUGGCGGUACUUAGGCAAAAAUAACAUUUCUGCAAAUCAUCUAUAGCACCGGUUGGCUAAGUUCUUCCUAUAUUUUGCCACUCAGAUUGCAAUUCACUAUAAUUCAGAGGUCAGUAAAUAAACAUUCAUGAGUUCUGGUCAGGAACUAAAAGAAUUGGUUUCCAAUUCAGGUCUUUUUGCUUAUAGUUUCAAUUCCUAGGUAAGUGAAUCAUUUAUAAUGUAAUGUAAAUAAUAAAAAUAGGACGGUUUCCAUUUAAAGCUUGGGGGAAAUGUGACUCAUACAUUAGUAAUUAUGGGAUGCUGCUGCAGAGUUAUUCACUGAAAUGAGAAUUCAAAGUGAACUUUAAAUUUAAGUUCAAAAUAGACCUUAUAAUUUGGUUAACCUACCAAUAAAGGUAUUUAUAAAUCUGUUGGGAAUUAAGCGCAUUGCAAAGUAAACAGAUUUUUUUUACCUACUAUGUCAUAUCUGCACUUUACUUUAGAUUACAAAUGUUUAAAAAAAAUAAAUCAUAUACAAAUAGUUAACAUUUUAUAAUUUGGACACAUACUUUUCUAUUAUGCAACAGGACGUAAAAACACAGAGGUUUAUUUACUAAACAGUGGAUUGCAGUGAAGCAAAAACUGAUUUUGCACAUUUGAGGGCAAAACAGGUAUUUAGAAAAGAAACAAAAAAUGGUCCAACUCAGUGCUAAAUCACAGCUUGGCCAUUUAUAGGGAUACCAUGUCCAUCAUGUUUUCUGGAAUACAUCAUUUAUACAAAUUGAUUAGGCAGCAUACAGAAAGUGCUGCCCUGCAGUGUGUAGAAGUCACAUGCUGCAGUUAGUAAAUCAGGCGAUAAAUCAGUCAGUAAUCCUGCAAUAGCCAUAAUACAGGGCAGCAUUUCCAUGUGCUGAAAGUCAUAAUGAUUUAAUUAUGUGUCCAGGAGAACAUGCUGGAUAUGGCAACCCUAUUAUUAUUUAGGUUUUUUUAUUCACUGUAUUUCAUUGUUUGUUCUUUAGUGGAUACAUUGUUUCAUUUUUUAAAAUUUUUUUUUAAAACAAUAAAUUGGAAAAACUGGAAACAAACUGCAACAUUUUACAUCAGCCCAGCUGUAAAUAAAUAAAUACUAUCCUGAUUUACAAUAAUAAUAUAUAAUGUGCCCAGCUUGUUCCUGAGAGGUUUCCUGAGGUUUUUCCUGGAGUUAGUAGAUGAUGGGAGACUCCCCUCUGGCUGUUACAGUCACUCUGUGCUGCAGUAACCCCAGCAUCCCAACCCCAACCUGCUCUUCCGGUUUGCCCACCUGCGGCCACCAGGUAAGGGCGUGUGCCAGGGGAGGCAGCGCGCAUGCGCACACACUCCUCCUGGGCUACGUUGCAGGAUUGUCUCACCUGAGUCCAGCAAAGCGGAAGUGGGAGCCGCCGCGGCCAGCAGCAGCCGAUCUAUCCCCAGCAGCAUCUUCUCCAUCAUCAUCAUCAUCACCCCGGUAACAGGAGCCCCCGUCCUCCUCCUCCUCUACCUGCCGGACCGAGGACACAGAGCGGGGACAGGCAGCCAGUGGCGGGGAGCGGCUAAACGGAGUGUGAGUGCUCCAUCACUGUGAGUAACUUCCCAAACCAAGUGUGAGUGCUCCAUCACUGUGAGUAACUUCCCAAACCAAGUGUGAGUGCUCCAUCACUGUGAGUAACUUCCCAAACCAAGUGUGAGUGCUCCAUCACUGUGAGUAACUUCCCAAACCAAGAGUGAGUGCUCCAUCACUGUAACUUCCCAAACCAAGAGUGAGUGCUCCAUCACUGUAAGUAACUUCCCAAACCAAGUGUGAGUGCUCCAUCACUGUAAGUAACUUCCCAAACCAAGAGUGAGUGCUCCAUCACUGUGAGUAACUUCCCAAACCAAGAGUGAGUGCUCCAUCACUGUACCUUCCCAAACCAAGAGUGAGUGCUCCAUCACUGUAAGUAACUUCCCAAACCAAGUGUGAGUGCUCCAUCACUGUAAGUAACUUCCCAAACCAAGUGUGAGUGCUCCAUCACUGUACCUUCCCAAACCAAGAGUGAGUGCUCUAUCACUGUAAGUAACUUCCCAAACCAAGUGUGAGUGCUCCAUCACUGUAAGUAACUUCCCAAACCAAGAGUGAGUGCUCCAUCACUGUGAGUAACUUCCCAAACCAAGAGUGAGUGCUCUAUCACUGUACCUUCCCAAACCAAGAGUGAGUGCUCCAUCACUGUAACUUCCCAAACCAAGAGUGAGUGCUCCAUCACUGUGAGUAACUUCCCAAACCUAGUGUUAGUGCUCCAUCACUGUGAGUAACUUCCCAAACCAAGUGUGAGUGCACCAUCACUGCGAGUAACUUCCCAAACCAAGUGUGAGUGCUCCAUCACUGUACCUUCCCAAACCAAGAGUGAGUGCUCCAUCACUGUAAGUAACUUCCCAAACCAAGUGUGAGUGCUCCAUCACUGUACCUUCCCAAACCAAGAGUGAGUGCUCCAUCACUGUGAGUAACUUCCCAAACCAAGUGUGAGUGCUCCAUCACUGUGAGUAACUUCCCAAACCAAGUGUGAGUGCUCCAUCACUGUGAGUAACUUCCCAAACCAAGUGUGAGUGCUCCAUCACUGUGAGUAACUUCCCAAACCAAGUGUGAGUGCUCCAUCACUGUGAGUAACUUCCCAAACCAAGUGUGAGUGCUCCAUCACUGUGAGUAACUUCCCAAACCAAGUGUGAGUGCUCCAUCACUGUGAGUAACUUCCCAAACCAAGUGUGAGUGCUCCAUCACUGUGAGUAACUUCCCAAACCAAGUGUGAGUGCUCCAUCACUGUGAGUAACUUCCCAAACCAAGUGUGAGUGCUCCAUUACUGUAACUUCCCAAACCAAGUGUGAGUGCUCCAUCACUGUAACUUCCCAAACCAAGUGUGAGUGCUCCAUCACUGUAACUUCCCAAACCAAGUGUGAGUGCUCCAUCACUGUAAGUAACUUCCCAAACCAAGUGUGAGUGCUCCAUCACUGUAAGUAACUUCCCAAACCAAGUGUGAGUGCUCCAUCACUGUAACUUCCCAAACCAAGUGUGAGUGCUCCAUCACUGUAACUUCCCAAACCAAGAGUGAGUGCUCCAUCACUGUGAGUAACUUCCCAAACCAAGUGUGAGUGCACCAUCACUGUGAGUAACUUCCCAAACCAAGUGUGAGUGCUCCAUCACUGUGAGUAACUUCCCAAACCAAGUGUGAGUGCUCCAUCACUGUGAGUAACUUCCCAAACCAAGUGUGAGUGCUCCAUCACUGUGAGUAACUUCCCAAACCAAGUGUGAGUGCUCCAUCACUGUGAGUAACUUCCCAAACCAAGUGUGAGUGCUCCAUCACUGUGAGUAACUUACCAAACCAAGUGUGAGUGCUCCAUCACUGUGAGUAACUUCCCAAAACCAAGCGUGUGAGUGCUCCAUCACUGAGUAACUUCCCAAACUAAGUGUGAGUUACCCAUUACUGUAACUUCCCAAACUAAGUGUGAGUGUUCCAUCACCGUGUAACUUCCCAAACCAAGUGUGAGUGCUCCAUCACUGUAACUUCCCAAACUGUAUGUGAGUGCUCCAUCACUGUAAGUAACUUCCCAAACCAAGUGUGUGAGUGCCCAUCACUGUAAGUAACUUCCAAACCAAGUGAGUGCUCCAUCACUGUAACUUCCCAAACCAAGUGUGUGAGUGCUCCAUCACUGUAACUUCCCUAAAACCAAGUGUGAGUGCUCCAUCACUGUGAGUAACUUCCCAAACCAAGUGUGAGUGCUCCAUCACUGUGAGUAACUUCCCAAACCAAGUGUGAGUGCACCAUCACUGUGAGUAACUUCCCAAACCAAGUGUGAGUGCGCCAUCACUGUGAGUAACUUCCCAAACCAAGUGUGAGUGCUCCAUCACUGUGAGUAACUUCCCAAACCAAGUGUGAGUGCUCCAUCACUGUGAGUAACUUCCCAAACCAAGUGUGAGUGCUCCAUCACUGUGAGUAACUUCCCAAACCAAGUGUGAGUGCUCCAUCACUGUGAGUAACUUCCCAAACCAAGUGUGAGUGCUCCAUCACUGUGAGUAACUUCCCAAACCAAGUGUGAGUGCUCCAUCACUGUGAGUAACUUCCCAAACCAAGUGUGAGUGCUCCAUCACUGUGAGUAACUUCCCAAACCAAGUGUGAGUGCGCCAUCACUGUGAGUAACUUCCUAAACAUAGUGUGAGUGCUCCUUCUCCACCACUGUGAGUGAGUACAACUUCCCAAACUUCAGGCAACUUCGGGGCCUUGGGGAGUCUGUCCUCCUCUCUGCCAUGGUGUCUGCUCCUCACUGACUGCUCUCCCUGGUUCAGGAUGGUGGAGUAAUAUAUUAUAAUAUCUACUUAUUACUGACUGUCCCCCCUGAUACAGGAUGGUGGAGUUACAUCUUAUUAUAUCUACUUAUUACUGACUGUUAACAGGUUUAGGUCAUCUGUUUUUAAAAGUACAUAUUUAAUUUUGAAAAUCAAUUGGUUAUGGUGUGAAAUCAUUUAACAAGUAGGAACGUAGGGAGAGUUUUGCUGUUGAAGAAUUCAGGCAUUGUUACAUCUGCUUUGGAGUGCGCUACUGAUGACUGUACAAUGGGAAGAAAAUCAUUCGUGUCUGUAAAAAAUGCUGCAUAGAAAGCUUUUCUGACAUGACACAUAUCUUAAGUUGCUAAUCUUAACAGGAUAGGGUAAUGUGGUUUUGCACACUCCAUUUCUGGCUAAAGAAAAUAGCUAUAUGUGCUAAAGGACACUGAAUGAGAAAUAUUUCUCUUUGUACUGAGUGCUAGAAUUUCAUGUUUAUUUUUUUAAUUCGGUAAACUGGUCGGUUUUAUUUAAAAGCAAGGAUUUUUUGAGUACGUUUUGAGGGGGGAAAUGUUUUUUUUUUUUUUGCCAAUCUGAUUGUGCCUGUACAACAAAAAGCACAUUCCUGUGAAAAUAUGAGAUUUUUUUUUUGCCAAAUGCACUUUAAUUUUAAAUUUUUUUUGCAAUAUACUAUUAAACUCUAUAAACUUGUAUCACUGAAAUCUAUAAAUGUACAGUUCUAUCACAUGAACAUAUUGCUUUUUAUUGUAAAAUGGACAACACAAACUGAUAAUUCUGUAAGGAAUUAAAAAGGAGUCCUUGAUCAAACUACCUCUACAAAUUAUAUAUAUAUAUAUAUAUAUAUAAACUCCACCAUCCUGCAUCAGGGGGGACAGUCUGUAAUAAGCAGAUAUUAAUAUAAUAAGAUAUAAUUUAUACGUAUAGCAGUGGUUCUCCAAACCCAAAUGGUUCAUGAAUUAGAAAUUGUGUGCUGCCAAUCCAAUGGGAGUAUUGACACACUUUGACCUCUAUGGGGUGUUUGAAGACCAUGAUGGGGACCAUUGGGAUAUAGCUUUGUGUAUAGGCCUGUUGGUCUUAUAUCUAAGCUUUCAAAUAUGGUCUAUGGAUUUGCAGUACAUGCUUGGUUUUUAUACAGUUUUAUACAGUUCUCUUAGUAUGGCUAGAAACUAUUCCUAGCCAUAUCACCUUUUCUGCGGACAUCCCUGUACACAAAGGAUGCUGCACUAAAGGAUGGGAACUGAGGCAUUAAAAAUGACAUAUUUUAAUACUUUUUUCUUUUUUUAAUAUAAAUUGUAGAGGUAGUUUGACCUAGGACUGUCCUUUUUAAUUCCUUACAGAACUAGCAGUGUUGUCCAUUUUACAAUAAAAAUUGCAUGUAUACAGUUUUUCAAAUUCUGUCUGAAGACACAGUGGAUCCUUCCUCAGCUGGACUCCCAGGCUAAUUUUAGUAUUGCAGACUUUCCCGGAGUUACAGACAACAACAUCAAAGGCAGUACUGCCAAGUGACUCUUUUUAAAUAUUAAAGGGAAUACAUCAAUAAAACAAGAAAGAACUCUGUUGUUACGCUUAGGUGAGAAAUGCUGUCUCUUUAUCAUUAAAGUGAUCUUGUGACCUAAUGCUAAAUUCAUUAGUGAAUAACAUAACAAUUCCUUAUGCUGUAUGAACACCUUCAAAAGACUUCAUGGCACUUUUGUCCUGCUAGAUUGGGACUGGAGGCUGGGUGGGCAUAUAUCAGGGACAUGACUUGUUUCACUGAUGACAUUCAAAGGGCAAGCCCACUGUAAAAAGCAGACAUGCCUACUCCAUCUCAGCCUGGUAUGAUUGCAGUUCUGGAUGACUGUGAGCCUCGCUUGACAAACCUUCUAUGGGCUGCAUAUGCACAGAAUAUUUUUUGAGUAGCUUUACCCAUGGAUUAAUGCCAAGAGAGCACAUAGCAUACCAUGAGCACAUUUAUUGGUAUAGGUCAAAAAAGGGACAUCUUUUCUGGUAUCUCCAGAUGCUGGACACCACAAAGCUAACCCACGAGGGUAGGACAUAAACACACAUUCUGGACCAUCCACACUAAGCAAUGGAUAGUUGUGUGUAAUACAAUGCUAUUUUAUAUUUUCUUUCUGAAUUGAAGUUUUUUGUUCCAAGCACUCGUCACAUCCCAUUACGCUACUAAUUACAAAUGUGCCCAUAAGUCGAGACAGGGGGGAUAUGAUAGAAACAUUUAAAUAUAUAAAGGGAAUCAACACAGUAAAGGAGACUAUAUUUAAAAGAAGAAAAACUACCACAACAAGAGGACAUAGUCUUAAAUUAGAGGGACAAAGGUUUAAAAAUAAUAUCAGGAAGUAUUACUUUACUGAGAGGGUAGUGGAUGCAUGGAAUAGCCUUCCAGCUGAAGUGGUAGAGGUUAACACAGUAAGGAAUUUAAGCAUGCAUGAGAUAUGCAUAAGGCUAUCCUAACUAUAAGAUAAGGCUAGGGACUAAUGAAAGUAUUUAGAAAAUUGGGCAGACUAGAUGAGCCGUCACAUUCUAUGUUUCUAUGUUUUUUGGUUUUUUUUGUAUUUCUGCUUCUGAUGAAUGGACAUAUUGGGAUUUGUUCACAGAACAACUGAUUUUACAGAUGGAAAACCAAAUAGAAAAAUGUAGUUAAAAAUAGUUAAGAUGUAACUUUAGUUAAGCUGGCGAAUUUUUUUUUUUUUUUUUUAAUUUUGUAACUUUACACUUUUCCACCUUUUUAUGUUUCCGUGCUUUCCUUGUUACUGCAUUGCUUUAUGCCAGAGCUCUUAUCUAACAGUUCCAAAAGAAGGAUGCAUGCGUAUCACACCAUUCUGUGCUCUGUGUUUUUGUAUUUUUAUCAUUCCAUAGUUAUGGUGCAGAAUAUUGCUUGUGAUGCUGAUUUUGUUUAUAAUUCUGUAUUCCACUUCUUUGCUUGCCAAUUUGUCAUAAUGUACUGCCCUGUUCCUUAAUUCUGCAAUACUAUUGUAAGCUUAGGUGUUAAAAUCACCAUUGACCGGAAGUGUUUGAAUAUGAUGUUUAUAGUAUGCUCGUGUUUGUUUGCAGUGUUUAAGUUUAAUCUUUCAGUGUGUGUUAUUCUUUGCCUCUCUGAGUGCAUUUUCUGCCCACUGAAUGUCUCCAAAUUUUGUAUGAAACAACAACCAUUGAAUGGUCAGCUCUGGCUAAGUUUGCAAUCUUACCCCAGGUAGUUUAUUAUAAAACAAGCCGUCAAGUCAAGGGGAAACUCAAUGGAAACUUAAACUUCUGAGCGGCUACUUUGUAGUAAGUGUAAGACACCUUGGGAUUCAUAGUAUUAUCCAUCAAAUAGAGGCUUCUUUCAGUUUUUGGAAGGCUAAAAUGUGACAUUUGUGAAUACAUCCCUCUCUUCCUGUCUAGCAAACACCAUGCAUUAUCUCUAUUUAAGGAAUGAGAGAAGGCUUGGUGCACAUGCCUUGAGUUAUAAAAAGUUGCAGAUUAUAUUUCAACACUACUAUUUAGACUUAAAUUCAGCAACCUAGUUCACAAAGGACUACAACUGUAUUAUUUACUGAAUAAACCCCAUGUAAUAUUUUACACAUUCUCACUCCCCUUAGCUCUGUUAAACUUGAAAUGAUAUGACCUGACAGAUACAUUUUCUGGCUUUAUAGAUCUGAAACCUUGUGAUCGAUGGUUUGUAGGAAAGCCCAACCAUUAUAGAGAGAAAACCAAUCCGUAAGAACAGUGCUUCAAAAUUAUGUUACUCACUUUAUAUAGUGUGUUUCUACAGGAUAUAGUCCACAUGAACUCUAAUUUUAACACAAAAAAAGGAAGGAUAUGCUUCUACAUCUUGUCAUGAAUAUAUGCUUUUUGUAUUUGUAUAUGCAUGAGAAAUGGUAGGAGGCAUAAUGACUUGUAAUUGGAGCAAUUUACUCUUAGCAAACAUCAGUUGUUAUCAACAUGAUAAAGAAAACAAACAGUGCCUAUAUACAUGUUCCAUUCAUCUGUGACUGCCUAUGCCUGGAUUUCGCCAAAGUUUUUACUAUGAUAACCAGGGAACACCACAAACUGUGACAAAAAUUAAGCAACCGAGAAUUCCCACGCCCCCUCCCAAAUGGAAUAUGCCUUACCUUCUAAUAUAAUUCUAUUAGAUGGAGAGUGGGAAGUUCAGUAAGCCAUGCUCAACUGGCCUCACAAGUUGACAAGUAAGGUCUCACCACAAAACACAUUUUAUUCAUUCAUAGGUUCACUGUAACAUUGUUGCACAGUUUUUUUGCUCAACAACCUUCCCUACACCACAAGGGCAGAAGUCAUGUCCCCCCUUCCCCAUCUGUUAAUGGAGAUCCUUUAUGUGCCCUUCUAGGUUGCUGCCAUUGCUUUUCUGCUAAUAGAGAAUAGUAGAUGACAGAUGAUUGGUAAAUGCAGGACUUUUAAACUGAAUAUUUCUAAAAUAUGGGUGGUGUAAGUGUUUCUACUUUACUUCUAUUGGCUGCAGUUUAUCAUGUUUACUUUAAAUUUGUAAUUUAAUGUAAAAAAAAGUUUUAAUCUGUUAAUCUAUUUAGCGUUGAAUUUCUUUAAUUGACUCAUUAAAAUCAUUCAUUAGUGCUGUUUCUGCCUGGCAUGAUGUUAGGGCACCACAAGCUACAUUAAAGAAAAGCAUCAUAAAGUUAAUUUUCUUCUGUGAAUCUAAAAAGGUUUUCAUACUCGGAAAACGUCACACAAUGCUCAGUGUUAGAUUCUAUUGCAUGUUUUGUUAGUUUAAGUGCUAGAUCAAUUAAAUGUGUAAACCGAGAGUAUCCCCUAAGGACUGAUUGUGUCACUGAUAUGCCUGCUCAUUCCAUAGGACACAUUAGAUGGCUUUCUGUGCCUCUUUAUUCAGAGACAUUUAAGAACCAUCAAAUAAUAAAAAAAUUCCUCCGGGGGUCCAGAAAUAGAAGCUAUUAAUGGAUCUCCUGAUGGUAUUGUGUUAGCUGUGUAUUAAAAAUAUGUAUUCGUCAUAUAGAUCAUAGUAUUUCCUAAGGAACUGCUGUGCACCUGGUAUUGGUCUGAGGGCCAUAAAAGACUAGAUCUUCAUACUAUUCUCUAGAUGUGUCCCAAGCAUGCAUUUAUUGGCAAAAGGGAGAAAGUAAAGUUUGUAGGUUUAGGUGACAUUCCAUAAUUGUAUUAUUUUAUGGCCCAAGAUGGGAAAAAAUGUGAUUCAAAUGCUGUCACUUCAGUUCCUGUGGUGCAACAGCUUAAGUUUGACUCACGUUUAACUAUUUGAAGAUAGUACCACGACCCAGCCUGGGAACUCGUACUAUUGAAAUGACUCCUUAUUUAAAAAAUAAAACACAGUUUAAAUCCAUAACUACAUCCUACUGAAUAAAUAAUAUUUUUAAUUGGGGCAGUUUUAUGAUAUACUUGUAUAUUUGUGAUAGUGUUAGAGACAAAAUUGAAAAUGCAUUGACGCUCUCUCUCCUUGUAUUUCUUAUAUGUAAGUGAAUCCUUAACGUUGGUCCUUAAAGCUGGUCCAUGCUGCUGGGAUUGAUGGAAGAAGACAGAGUUGCAUGGUGUGUUAGAAUUUGGCACCAGCUAUGAGUAUAGGUUGUACAAAUACUGAAUCCCACCAGAUUCACUCUUGGAACAGAUUAUCAGGCUGCAUGCUAAGUACCGGAGAGAACUAGAACCUUGUGCUAUUAAUUUUUUAAAUAUAGGAUGAAUAGAAUGUUUCUCCGUAUAGCCUGAGAGACAACAUACCUAUAUAUGGCUAAAUUUGGAUAAGGAAUAAGGCUUAGCUGCAUAUCCUAAAUGGAUAAGCGGAAAAAAACAAACAGAUUUUUCCAAUGUAAUACUUUUACUGAUAUUUUUUUAUGAAAACCGUUUUAACGAAAAUCAGGAUUAUGUCAGAACUUUACUGUUGUUCACCUGUGUAAUGUGAUUUUUUUUAUUUUUUUUAUUUUUUUUUUCCAUGGAAAUUAUUUAAGCAUUCUUGUCCUCUAAUUAGCCUUACAUUCUGUACUAUCAAGAGAUUAUUUUUUAAAUCAAACUGUCACCAUGUUUCUGCACCAGUUUAAAAAUACUAACAAAAGAGCCCAACCAAAUGAUCAAUGAAAUAAGUACAAAAUUUAAAGAGCUGCUAAACACAUAAAAGAUUAUUCCCCAAACCUUGUAAAACAAACUAAAAAUGUAGAAAAGUGUCAGCGCCUGAUGAAUAGUCCCCAAGAGUUAGUGCAAAUGGGUCAUAUGUGAUGAUAUUCAGUUCUUAUUAUGCAGAGUACAAAAACUGAAUUUUAUAUCACCUCUACAGCGGUGGAUAUGUAGGGUUUCAAGUAGUCUGGGUUUUUCGGUGUUGCAUCAAGCAUAUAAGGCACCAUGUAUCCAAUAGAUAAAAUAUUUUUCUGUGUACCUUAAAAGAUACAAAGAAACAGGAUAUAGUGUAACACAGUUUAAUAUACACAAAGAAAUCCCCAACCCCUAAUGGAAACUCUUACACGGUAAAAAAAAUGUGGUUCUAAGUUUCCCAAAACCACAAGCAAAUUCUCCAGUAAUAUAAGUGUGUUCAUAAGGCAACGGUUACCACUCCGUCGGAGCAGCUAGAUCCACCAAAGUCCUAGGUGUCAAGCCGCAAGUGUGAAAGCCGAACUGGAAGGACGCCGUAAUGAAACACUGAUGGAGAAGUCUGUUCACAGGUAAGUAUGCAGGCCGGUCUCCAAUCUACGCGUUUCGCCCGAGCUCGGUGAGCUUUUUCAAGAUAAGGAGGUAGCCUUACUGUGUUUUCCUUAUAUAUCCUUGACGUUUCAAUUUCAGAUUGGUACUGUCUUAAAGGUAUAUUCUCUGCUGUGGCAGAGCUUUCCCUAUCUCUUUCAACAGUGUUGUAAAUUGUACCCAUUCUUUGCUAAGAAUGGUUAUAUUCUUUUUAAAACAUAAAAUUAUUCAUUUAUAUUGUCUCUAAAGCAUAAAAUUACAUAUUUAGAUCCAACAUAAAAAACUUUCUUCAUACGCAUAAGUAAAUUUACUUUAUAAUAUCUAUACAGGUCACGCAUAAAAAAAUCUUGUCUUAAAGGUGCAUUCCCUGCUGUGGCAGAGCUUUUCAUGUCUCUAUUGACAUUUAUAUUGUACAUUAUGACUAAUCAUUGCUAAAAAAUUGUGUAUAGUCUUUUCAAAACAUAAAAUGGCACAUUUACCUGUUCUUUAAAAUAUCAACUUUUAUAUUUAGAUGUGCUAUAAUAGAUAACAUUCUCCAUAUUUUCAAAAAUACAUUUGCAUUUUAAUAUUCAUAAAAAAGACACUCCUUAUCAAAAAAAAUAUUUUUGAACGUAAUGCAAUAAAUUUACUAAUGAUAAUUACUAAGAUCAAUAGAAGUGGAAAUAUUGUGGUAUUUAAAAUAAUUGUCAGUCAAUCAUUAAAGUGGUGCUUUAAUGAUUGUUCUAAUUAUUGAGGAAUCUUGCUUUGUCUCAAAUGAGAAUAUGGCAACAUCGGGGAUAGAGUGUUCUAUCUAUCAGAUUCUAGAAAAGAGGGCGUAUGUAUCGUAACCAAAAAGCUCCACUUGUCGUGAUUGGAGAAAAUGUACUAUAUUAAUAUCAUUCACAAUGUAUGGUGGUGGAGGUGGAAUAAAAUUCUGUUUUUGAUCUCUGCAUAAUUAGGACUGAAUAUCAUCAUAUAUGACUCAUUUGCACUAAUUCUUGGAGACUAGUCAUCAAGUGAUGACACUUCUCUAAGAUUUUAGUAUGUUUCUGCACCAAAGGCAGAAUUUCGUUUAAUUUUUUUAUUUUUUAUUUUUUUUAAAUAGGUGUGUUGGCUGACAUGGGUUUACAUUAAGGGGUUAAACUAAGUCUAUGUCUCUUUUUACUUGUUAACUUACUGAAAUUGAGACUUUAGACCAAUACAGCUCAUUGUUAAUUACUUCUGUUUACAGCAAACACAAAUGUAAUGAAGUAUGUCAAUAUUUGGGCUCAUCUGUAGUUCUAUUAUUUCCUUGAGCAUACAUGGGUUUGUGGAAAAAGAGGCCUACUAGAUCAACAAUCGUACAUUAUUACAUGCUUUAAAAGCAUGUCGUUCUUGGCAAUGUUAAUAUAUUUACAUCGUUCAUAAGCUGAAAAGAAGAAUGCUUCCAUCAAGUUCAGCUUUUAUCACAUCUGUUUUUGCUGUUGAUGAAGGAGAAUGCAACAAACUUUCCAACGCAACAAACUAGAAAAAAAUUAUUUCUUCUGAACCCCAGAAUGUCAGUCCGUUUUCUCCUUGAAUCAUGAAGCUGUUAUCCCACAUAUUGGGAUAUCCCCAAUGUUGGCACCCUUGGUCCCAUCAAUGUGUUGGGACUCAGUGGUUUAAAUGUGAUAGCUCCAUCUUACAUACACUGCCCAUGUACUUUUAUUUCAAGUUCUUCCCAUACUUACAGUUAAGACUGGGACACUACGAGGUGAUACUGAGCGGUUUGGGCUGUACUUUAUAUUUUUCUCAAAAGUAUUUUCUAUUGGUUUUACAUAUUUUUGAAACAAAUGUUUGCAUAAUCAUGAAAUACUCCUAGUAUUUCCUCUGUCCUCAGCCUGGGCUCUUGGUUAGGAGUACUUAUAUGCUCUAGACUGAGGCACCUCAUACUAUAUGCUACUUUUUUGACCACUCUUUAUUUUACUAGCAGUCUUAUAUUUGCCUCUUCAUAUACAAACUGUUGUAAUUCCUACACGGUUCACCUGAUUUGGAUGUAAAUACCCUCAAAUUAAAGCUGAAAGUCUGCAGCUAAAGCACAUCUUGUUCAUUUCAUUUCAAAUCCAUUGUGGUGGUGUAUAGAGCCAAAAAGAUUAGAAUUGUGUUGAUGUCCCAAUAUUUAUGGACCUGACUGCACAUACCUGCAAACCAGAAUAUCAGGGAGAUAAAACAAUUGACACUUUUGUCAUCCACAAUUUAUGCUUUUUAAGGUUUUACCAGUCCGGUCAGUAAAAAAAUUGAAUUGCUCAUUUUCUAACACUUGCUGUUGAUGUUUAUGCUUUAUUCAUGUGGUGUUUUUGUUUUAUUCCUUUCUUAGGUUUGUGUCCUGCGACCAUAUUCGUAAUGGAACAUUGUUUUGUAGAAUGAUUUUUAUUUCAAUUCUAUUUAUUUUUGCUUAAACAUUCAUAAACAUGAAGAUGCCUACCUUUAAGAGACUUAUUUUAGGAAGACGAUUUUUACAUUGGAAGAUUGGUGCAAUAACACUUGUAUUUAUGGGAUUUUUAUUUUUAUUACAAAGAGAAGUAGUAGACAGAGAGAGAGAUGAACUUGGAGUUCAGGGAGGCAUUUACAAAAAGAAAAAAAUGCUAGACAUGGUGAUAGAUGCCGUCAACAAUAUUAAAGAUGCUAUGCCAAAAAGGCAGAUAAUUGCACCAGUCAGACAAAAUGACAAUGAUGGUAAGAGACAGUGCUUGCCUGGAUAUUAUACAGCAGCAGAGCUGAAGCCUUACCUUGAACGACCUCCUCAAGAUUCAAAUGCUCCUGGAGCUUCUGGGAAAGCUUAUAAACCUGGAAAACUUACCCCAGAAGAAGAAGAAGAACGAGAGCGUGGAGACAAGAAACACUGUUUUAAUGCAUUUGUUAGUGAUCGGAUUUCGUUGCACCGUGAUUUGGGACCAGAUACAAGACCACCUGAGUAUGAAUAGCUAUUUUUUAUCAUAUUUAUUUAUUGUUUUUAAGACACUAGAAUGUAUUUAAUAUGGUUAAUCUUGUAAUGGAGGCAGGGCCAGAUUAAGAGCCCACUGGGCCUGGUGCAGACAAUUAUGACGGGCCUAAUUACAGAAUCGUAUCGACCAAAAACAGUAAAACACUCCAAAGCGUCAUGUAUCUGAUGGAGAUGGUGCUGGAGAGAAAGAAAACAGCUAUAAGAAAACACAUACCCUAGGCUAAUCUCUCACUAAUUUAUGUUUUCAUCUUUCAAGUAAAUCCAUAACCCCUAACAGCAGUGUCCAGUCAAGCAGGAAGUCUAUGGGCAUGGUAAAAGGGUGUGCCACUGACACAAAUCACGUAACCUGCCAAAAGGGGCGAACAUGCCCAAAAAGAGGAUAUGUCUGCCCAAAGAAUUAGGCCAGCCUGGUAUGAAUGCAUGUCAGGCUGCCUGCCAAUCAUGCAGCUGGCCAACUAAAGGCAUAGUAUGCAGACAGCACCCUGAGCUUGGCAUAAAUGCAUCUGAUGCGCUCGCUCAAUGCUUUCUAAGGACUGUCCCCUAGCACUCGCUGGUCCACUAGUCUCCUUACCUUCUUACUAGCAGGCAGAAGCUCCUGGUAUAUAGUCUGGGACAGAGAAAAGCUGUAUGUAAUGAGUGUAGAAGAAAGGGAACAUGCCACAGUGUUAGAGAGACCAAAGUCAGCAUUACCUUAAAGGAUCACUAUAGGGUCAGGAACACAAACAUGAAUUCAUGACCAUAUUGUGUUAACACCACCAUCUAGCCCCCCUGGGCCUCUCAUGCCUCCAUAAAUAUAGCAAAAUCUUACUGUAUUCAAGCCUGAAGCUGUAACUCUGCAUGCUAUUAGACUCAGAAAAACAAGCAGUCUGCUGACAUCAUUAGAAGUGGUGGCCUAAUCCAAUCACUGUGCUUCCCCAUAGGAUUGGCUGAGACUGACAAAGAGGCAGAUCAGGGGCAGAGCCAGCAUGAUUCAAACACAGCCCUGGCCAAACAGCAUCUCCUCAUAGAGAUGAAUUGAAUCAAUGAAUCUCUAUGAGGAAAGUUCAGUGUCUGCAUGCAGAGGGAGGAGACAAUGAAUGUUUGGAUGCAUUUUAGGCAGCCAUGACCCAGGAAGGAUCUCUAACAGCCAUCUAAGGAGUGGCCAGUGAAGUUAUCACUAGGCUGUAAUGUAAAGACUGUAUUUUCCCUGAAAAGACAGUGUUUACAGCAAAAAGCCUGACGGUAAUGAUUCUACUCACCAGAACAAAUUCAAUAAGCUGUAGUUGUUCUGGUGACUAUAGUGUCCCUCUAACUAUAUUCAUUGUCAGCCAGUCCACACCAGUUUUGUUCCCAUACCUCUUAAGUUUCCAUACUUAAGUAAGAGUAUGUGAAAAGUAGUUAGGGUUGCCACCUUUCUUGGAAAAAACAUACCGGCCUUGCUAAUUUGCAUAAUUAAAUAUGUAUGGGUGACAUCACAUGAUGUAAAUCAUAAGGAGUGACAUAAGAGAAAAUGCUGUAAAAUAACCAAAAAACUACUUAGUUUGAUUCUGCUGCAUAGAUGGAUUCCUCCCAGUGCCCCCAUGUGUCAAUUACUCCAGGUCUCAGUGUUCCUAUGUAUCAUUGUCUCAGUGCCCCAUGUCUCCCAGUGUCCCCAUGUAUCCCAGUGUCCCCAUGUCACUAGGAAGACGGGAAGACCUGGGGACACGGGGAGACCUAGAGACACGGAGACACCAGUGACACUGGGAGACUAGGGGACUCUGGCUGGGACGCAUGGGGACACUGGGAAAAUAGGGGACACUUGAAGACAUGGGGAUACAGAUACCAGGGACACAGACACUAGAGACACUGGCUGGGGGACAUGGGGACAUUGUGAAACUUGAGUCACUGAGAGACAUGGAGGCACUAGGAGACAUGGGGACAGUGAGACACUGGCAGACUGGGGGCACUGGGAGACUAGGGGGCACUGAGACACCAGGGACACUGGCUGGGAGACAUGGGGACACUGUGUCCCCAUGUGUCUGUGUCAUAAUGUCUCCCAGACACUGGGAGACAUUAUGACACAGACACGUGUCUGUGUCUGCCAUAAUGUCUCCCAAUGUCCCUUAGUGUCUCAGUGUAUGUCUCCUUGCAGCCUUUCCCCCCACCCCUCGCUUCCCUGAUCUGUAGGCUGUCUCUGCAGGGUGGGAGUUGCUGUCUGGACUCUCUGCAGCUGCUCCCCUGCAGAUCAGUGAGUAUAGAUAGGCAGGGAGGGAUAUGCUGGAACUUCCUAUCCCUGCCUGUCUCCACACACAGCGACCCCUUCUGGCCAGUGCUGGUAUUGCAGAGUAAUCUCCAUUUAUACUGAGAAAAAUACCAGCAUUUGUAUUGCCUGUAUCACUGCAAUAUUGGCACUAGCCAGGCAGCCUCAAAUACUGGCUGUGCCAAUAAAAUAAAAGCCAGGUGGAAUCCCUAAGAGUAGUGUGCAGCUCCAUCAGCCCCUAUGUUAAUCCGGCCCUGAAUGGAGGUUACAAAAAUUAAGGGGAAAGGUUGUAAAUCUGUCACAUAAGUUCUAAAAUUGGAGGAAUUACAAUAGAAUCCAAUAUAAUUAGCAGGAACAUUUCAUGUGUUCCCACGAUGUAUGCAUCAAAACAAUUUAGACAAAAAUUCCUACUUGCUAGUCUGCCUUAACUUUAAAAGGUUCAAAAAACGCUAUGGAAACAAUAUUAGUAUAUAAGAAUAUAAUACCUCAGUUAUUCCCCCCACCUGCUUUGCUGCGGGUCAGUGGGGUAUUUCUCUAAACAGCAAGUAGCCAUUAAAUAAUGAAGUUGGACAGCUCACUGUCCACCUUCUAGUUCCAGUCUCUGGCCAGUAGGUGGGGGCUCUAUUUGAAAAAAAAAAAAAGAAAUGCAGGGGUACAGUCAAAAAUCCUCCCCAGCUCCCACCCAUGAGUGGAGGCUGAGGAAGCUAUAAUGUGGGAGAGCCACAUUGUUUUCCUAGCCCACACAUAUGGGUGAUCAGUGGGGGUUCUUAUUUAAUAAACACAGGGACAUCCCACCGACCCUUCCCAGCCCCAACCCAUGGGCUAUGGAAACAGGCUAUAUAAAAAGUAAUUAAGGGGGUGGACAUGCUAUUGUCCUUUCCUAAACUCCUACACAUUGGCUUUGGGUAUGUAGAGAGAUAUUAAAACAAAUAGAUGUAGAAAUGCUACUGUCCAGUGCCCCACCUGGCCCGUGGAUUUUUGGUUGGGGACAUAAUGACAAUAGGGAGGAUGGAUUUGCAUUCCUAGUACCCCCAACCUCCCCAGGCUACAAAACAUUUUUUUGGUGUUUUUAGGGAUCACAAUUUAACCUUUUGUGUACAAUUCAUGACAGGUGCAUUGAGCAGAAGUUUAAGCGGUGUCCACCUCUUCCCACUACGAGCAUUAUAAUUGUGUUUCACAAUGAAGCAUGGUCCACGCUGCUCCGAACUGUUUACAGCGUCAUGUAUACAUCUCCUGCUAUACUUCUUCAUGAAAUCAUUAUGGUGGACGAUGCCAGUGUAGAUGGUAAGUUACUAGCUAUUAACCACACAAUCGUUAAAAUUACAUGUCAAAUUCCAUUUUGUUUUUGUGUUUUGUUUUUGUUUUUCUAUCAUGAAAAAAACAUUAAGCCUUGUGCUAUGGUACUGAGAUAUAAUAUCAUAAUUGAUUAUUCUUUGUCUCAGACUUAUGGAAAAUUAAAUCCGGAUGGCAAACUUGAGGGAAACAUUUCCAAGUUGUGACACUUUUUAGACGUAAGGUCUGGUAUUUGUGUUGCUUUAUAGACUUGGUGCCCUGUAUUUGUCAAGCUCUAAUUAAUAUAUUCAUAGUUAGAGCACUCUGUAAUUAAAGGGACUCUCCAGUGCCAGGAAAACAAUCGGUUUUCCUGGCACUGCAGGUCCCCUCUCCCUCCCACCCCUCAUCCCAAGUUGCUGAAGGGGUUAAAACCCCUUCAGUGACUUACCUGUACCCAGCGCCGAUGUACCUUGGCGCUGGUUCAGGGUCCGCACACGCUUCUCCCCCGCCAACGGCAAUGCCGUGCACGCGCCUUAGACCUCCCCAUAGGAAAGCAUUGAAAAAUGGGGAUUUCAGUGACACUGGAGGUCCUCACAUAGCGUGAGGACGUCCAGCAACGCUAUAGCACACGGGGGAGUUAACCCUGCAAGGUAAAUAUUGCAGUUCAUGAAAACUGCAAUAUUUACAGUUGCAGGGUUAAGGGUAGUGGGAGUUGGCACCCAGACCACUCCAAUGGGCAGAAGUGGUCUUGGUGCCUGGAGUGUCCCUUUAAAAUAUUUGCCUCUAAACUUGAUAAAGUUUCAAGUUCAGCUUUUUAUAUUCCCUGAAGUCUGUGAUUUGUUUUGUUUCUGAACACACACUAUUGUGCAGCAUGAUGCUUUGCUGAAUAAUCAGUUUUUAGGUUUUCAGUUUUCCUGCCAGGGAAAAUGUUCAGCUCUUCAAUUUUUUAAGACCAGUCAUACGUAGCCAGUCCUCUGUGUUCCAGAGUGACAGCACAGGGAAUGUGUCAGACUCAGUAGGAGGUACUUUCCCUGGUCUUUUAUCCCCUGACACUAAGCAACAAUAGAAAGUGUGAUUCAAUGCCUCUGCCCCGCAGAGUGUACUACAAGGCAACAUACAUUUUGUAAAUUAAUCUCUUUAACAUGACUCUACACUUCAUAGCCUCUUUUGUCCAUUACACAUUGAAUGCUGGAAGAAGCACCCUGUCUCUCCUUCCACUCCUAUAAUUCCUAAUAGGGACAGCGGCUUUCAAAAAGCACUUUAUCUAUAUGCCCACCUGUACUAUGUCCUUUUUAGCUAAAUAUGUCAUCAUUAGGGUGUCUAAAGGAAGAUGUCCUCCAUGGAAAACACUAUCCAUUUUUAUGGCAAUCCAAACAUGCCAAAUAUAAUGGUUUUGGUGUUUUCCACCUAUUAUUGUCCUGCAUAACAUUUAUGGGAAGUGUACAGUAGUUUUCCUGGAAUUGACAGAUCCUGGGAAAGAGCUAUGAUAGAAGUGGUCCUUGCAUUUUGUGUAGAGAUUGUACAUGCUUCCUGUGAGCAUUUUGUACCUUUUCGAAUGACUAAUUUUAUUAUGUUUCUUUUCUUUGUUUUUUGUUUUCUUUUUCUGUUUUUGUUAUUAUUAAUAUUGUCCAAAAAUUUCAAUAAAAAAUAUUAGACAGAGAUUGCACAUCUGGCAUUGUGCCAAACUAAGUAAAAAAUAAAAUAAAAUGAUUAAUUUUUUUAAAUUUUUUUUUUUUUAUUCAUUCAGAAUAUUUGAAAGAUAAACUGGAUAAGUAUGUGGAGCAAUUUCGAAUCGUGAAAGUGGUCCGGCAGAAGGAAAGGAAAGGUCUCAUUACAGCUCGAUUGCUGGGUGCUUCUGUAGCAACUGGUGAUACUUUGACAUUUUUAGAUGCACACUGUAAGUAUCUAAUUGCUUUCACUGCUGGAAGUUUCCUUAAGGUUGACAUCACUAAUAGCUUUGUUCAUUAAAUAGCAUAUUGACUUAUCAUAUUCUUAUUCUUGUCAUAACUUUUGGAAGUUUGUUUAUUUAUAUUUUUGCCCCUCACAAUUCACAGUUUUAUAUAAUAAACCCUGUGUUGGAUUUUAAUGGUUGAAUGGAACGAAACAUUUGAUUUUCCAGUCAGUAUAAAUGAUAAUUCUAACUACCAGGAAAUUUAUCUGGAGUACAGAGCAAGGGCAACAAAAAUGCAUUAACAAUUAUUAUUUUAAUUCUUGAAAUCAAUUAUAUAUUCUUUAAGAAUACUAUAAUGUCCUUCUCAUCAUAACAUCACCAGUAUGUACUUGGAAACCAGAGUAAUCUGAAUAUACCAUUCCUAGUUAAACACUUUGUUACAAUUAUUAAUAUUAUUAUUGUUAUUAGAACAUCAAACAAACACAAAUUGGAAGUUGGUAGUUUUUUGUAGUUUGUUUUUUCUCUUUACGUUUUCUUUUUUACCUGGCCCGUGGAGGGGAAAGGAAACACACUAAAUGGAUACCUAAAAUUAGGUUUGAUACUACUGUUGAGCUUUCAACCUCCUGUUAUCAAGACCAUUACAUUUUAUUUUCAAAUCUCUCUCUCCUUUUGAUGUCUCUUACCAGGUGAAUGUUACUAUGGUUGGCUAGAACCCUUGCUGGCACGAAUUGCAGAAAAUGACACCGCUGUUGUCAGUCCAGACAUCGCCACCAUUGAUCUUAAUACAUUCGCAUUUAGCAAUCCGUCACCCUAUGGUAAUAAUCACAACAGAGGGAAUUUUGACUGGAGCCUUUCAUUCGGUUGGGAAUCUCUUCCCAGCGCAGAAAGCAGGAGACGGAAAGACGAGACCUACCCAAUAAAGUAAGACUUGCAUAUCUUAUGUCAUGUUCUGCAAAUUUGUUUUUGCCUUCGCUCGGAUAUGACUUAGUGUAAGCAGGUGUCAUGAAUACACCAGGCAUGGGAAUAUCAAAAUCGGGCACUUGAUUGAGCAUGAGAAAUUAGCCCAGAUGAUAAAUUAUUUCAUUACAUGUUCUUGCUUUUCUAAUGGUGGAUAGUUAUACACUUCUAGUCAUCAAAGUGGAAUUAUGCACUGAAUAUAGUUUUAUAUGACAUGAGUGUGAUAUUCUGUGGAUAAAACUGUAAGUAUUACAUGCACUCUGUUAACGUUGUAAUACUUUUGGUUUCUGAAUUUUUCUAAUGAACAUAUGAUAUAAUUAAACAUUGUAUAUCAAUGUAGAAGUAUAAGCCUGGUUGUUUACUGUAAAAAGCAGCACAUGCUAAAAACACUGUCCACAGGCCCGACCAAGUUCAGGUAUAUUACAGACUUCUAUAAAGUUAAGGUUUCACCCAUGUAAUUAUCUUUGGUAUUGGACUAAUUACAGAAUGCCUGGCUCUUAGCCACUUGAUUUAUAUCCUCUAAGUGUGGGUUUCAGUUCAGCUAGGACCAUUAUAGGAGAUGAAUAGUUUGAAUGUAUCCUUGAGAAUGAAAGAAAAUGUUGGUGCAAAAUUCUGUAAGUGAAGCGAUAAACAGGAACAUUUCAAUAGUGACUGCUAUUACUUAGAACAUUUCCCCUCAAAUUAAUAUUUUCCUCAUUCUGUUAGGCUUGUAUGUCUAGUAAAGGAAUUGGGUAAGAAUACAUUAAAUAACUACAUCUUUCUAGAACAGGUUUUUGAUAAGUCCAGGUUAUCUAUGCCGUUGGUAAUGAUUUCAUUAAUUAUAGGACACCUACAUUUGCUGGAGGUCUCUUUUCUAUUUCCAAAGAAUACUUUGAGCACAUUGGCAGUUAUGAUGAAGAAAUGGAAAUAUGGGGUGGAGAAAAUAUUGAAAUGUCUUUUAGAGUAAGUAUAUCCAGAGUUGAAGUAGUGAGUCCUUGAAAUAUGCGGCCGCUCAGAAAACAUUGUGUAAAAGAGAGGAGUUCCUUUAAACCAGUCAAACUUGAUUUACUAUUUUUGGAUAAGCUUUUAAAAUAUUUUUUUCCUUCAAAAUAUCAAAAGUAAUUUUUUUAUAUAUGAUAUUUUAUCAAAUUAUUAAAAUACUAUUAAUUAUUAAAGCACUUAAAAAGCGUAUCCAAAAAUAUUAAAUUGAGGCCCGAGUUGGAAGAUACUUAACUACAAGGUCUGAAAUGUAUGAAUAAGCUGAAUUAUGGAUUAUCCAUUAUUUACGCACUACAAUAACAUUCAAUAUUGUAUAGAUUGCUACAGAAGGUUUUUGUAGAGUAGAGGAACAGUAGUAAUGGUACAUGUGGGAUUGGUAACCUUUGUAAAUGCUGGUGUUGAGUCAGCUGGGUUUUUAGAUACACUAGAAGUAAAUUUAACUCAAGGCAGUGUGCUUAGUUUUUGGUCAGAGUUAAAACUAUUCAGUUUCAAAAAUGUUUUAGAUGGGGAUAUGCCAUCUGAGAUGCCAUUAGACUCUAACUAAUAGAGUUCAUUCUAGAUUUUUAGGACAGAAUAAUAGGGUCUCAUAUGGAAAGUUUGAUAAGUAAUGCCAUUCAACACUACCAUCAUGAUGCAACCAAAUUGUCCAGAUUUUUAUGUGUUUAGAGUACUACAAUUUUUUUUAUUAGAAUUAUACUAAACCAAAAACACUCUCUAGUAUAGAAUUAUGUUCAUAAUAGUAUAGAAGAUAACUAAAUUGGUAGUCCUCUUUUACCGUUGAUGUCUCACUAUGAGAAGACAGGUUCUCCUACUAAUAUUAAGUGUAUAUUUCAAAACCUGCUUUUUAAUGGUUAUACACAAUUUCUUAGAACUCUCAAGAAUUGUUUGGGUUUAGGGUCUCAUUUUGAAGUUAUCUCGAAGAUUUCUGGUGUAUUUCUAGAAUAUUCAGUUGAACAGAAUCUCUCACUUCUAGAUAAGUUACAUUUUCUUGUUCCUUCAUCAAAGUAAAUGCAAUUGCUGUGUUUAAUGGGGUGAACAAAGCAGCAUAGAAAAAUUAAAUUGAAAAAAUGUAUUUAUCUAUGCAGCACUUCUGUAUUCUGACAGAGGCUAUCAUCCCGUGAUGCUUAGGGCACUCAUGUACUCUUGGGUGUUUGUGGAGAAAUCCUAUAGGACUGCAAGGACUCUUGGCAGUUUCUCCAGCAGUGCCAUAUGUGAGCAUGCACCUUCCUUAUGGCAUGGUGGGUGCCACCUAAUUUGCAUGCUUUGACUGAUAUGCCCAGCAAAGCAGUUCUACUAAAAUCAAAAUUAAUCCAUAAGAAUUAAAAAAAACAAAAACGAAAGGCCAACUUUUAACUAUUUGGUCAUUUUGGAAGAGUCCUUUCCUUUUCAUGAAAAUAUUAGAUUCAGAGAUGCCACUUUUAGGUUUUGUUUUUUAGUUUAUCUGGAUGAACGAAAAGCAGUCAUUCUUGCAACUGCUGAAGGAUAAAGUACGUUCCUCGUUUAUUUUUUGUUUUAAUUAUUUGUAGACAAAAUUACAUUUGUAUUCUAGUUUUCUGGAUCUGUAAGUAUAGACCAUGCUGAAAUUCAACUGGAUUUAGAAUUCUUAACAGCCACUUCGGGUUCUGAUGAGUUCUUAGCCUAGUUUUGUCAAGUGGUUAAUAAUUAAAAUUAAAUCCAUCAUUUUGUGGAGUUAGGUUGCAUUAAAUGGAACGUUUUCCCAUAGAAGAUGUCCAUUUCUCUCUGUCUGCAGCAGUCUAUAAUCAUUCUGAAGGCAGUAAAGAUGACAAAUGAAACACUUCCUGUAGAGUCCAUUACGAUUGUCUUAUUUUUACUCAGACUGAAGCAAAAGAACGUAUCUCCUAAACUGUAAGCCCGGCCAAAACCUUAUUGACCUUUUUUCUGUUCCUUGUGUUUGUUGUUUGUUGUUUCAUCUACAUAAUGUAUAGUGCUUCAGAUUGUAUUGAGUAUAUAAAUGAAAGUCACAUAAAAAAUUGUAUGUGUAUACCUCGAUGUUUGUGCAUCCAAAUAGCAGUUCUAUGACCCAUUGCCACUGCUCAUUAUAAAUAAAAAGGCUUGUUUGUCUGUGUAUACCUUUUAUUGUCAGAGUUCCCGUCAUUGUGAACAAUAAUCUUCCCUUUUAUAGAGUUGUAAAUACGAGGAAUUUGUAAAUACGAGGAAUUUCAAGUUGUUCAACACUACUGCUAUAGAAAGGUUAAAUAAUGUGUGGGAUAAAUGCUUCUCCAUGCAGUAAAUUAUCAGGUGCUUCUAUUCAGUGAAUAUGAUUGAUAUAGAAUAACUGGGUUUGAUAUGCUGUCAAACUGCAUCUCUGCACAGUUGCUUUUGUCUGGGAAGGCAUACACAGAUUUGGUGUUUAGUUAUGUCUGGAUUUGUCUCAGAUACAUGUGUUGAGCUGUGAAUUAUAUACAAUUAGGACAUAAGAAUGUUUCACAGAUUGGUGCCUAAAUCGUUCUGGUAUGAUCAUGAAUAAUACUACAGUGUCAAUUAUUUUUAUUUAUACUCAAAGUUAAUACAACAGUGACAUUGGCUCUGCAGCUGUUGGUCACCCGGCCCAUUCAUUCAUAGGUUAUUCACCACUGUUACAUAAGGUUUCAUGAGCUGUGCUUUUUCAAAAUGUAUUUUCUAUUUCCCUUCUGACAUGCUCAGAAAGUUAUUUUCUUCCAGUGAACAAGCUUGUUUGUGACCGAGAAUGUAAUUGUGCCACUCUGUGAAAUUAUCUGUUCUAUUUUUACAGUUAGAAAAAUCCCACUAGGGCAGUUAAACUUCAGAUUUUUUUUUUUAUUUCAUUUUUUUUCAUCAGAACUGUGCACUUAAUAAAUGGAUGUCACAUGUUCCGAGAACAUUAUAUAACAGUCACAGUGAGAAUUCAGAAAUAAAUAACCACUCCAUCACAAUUAGAGAAUGGUAUCCCUAAAAUAUAAAAUUCCAUGUUCUAGCUCAAUUCCACUGUAGACAUUUGAGGACUUCAGUUCCCAUGUUGCUAGGCCAUUCUUAAUGACCGCUGUGCAUCAAAAUUAUUCUUCAGGGUUGGCCAUAGAUGGGCAGAUCAUUAUUGGCAUGACCAGCAAAUUCCAACUAAAUUGAGUUAUUGUUUUACACAGUGGUAUAUUGUAGUAAAAAAUAUUUCUUUUAAAAAGGGAAGGACCGAUUGUGUUUGUGCAUUGUUUAUCUCAAUCUGUUCACAAACCAUAGUAAUGCUUCAGUUUUUGUGGCAGUAUUUUUUGACUGAUUGCUGGAUAGUCAUUUGUGUGUAAAAUGUAUUAUUUGUUGUGUUACUGUUUUUAAAGGGUCAAUGAAAAUAAUUCUUACUAUUAUCGGGCAUUAUUGAAAUAUAAAUGUUUCCUCUCUUGGAUCUGAUGGACAAACAUGGUAGCUGCUAAUCAACCCUGGCUUCAGACGAAUUUACAGAACAUUAUUUUCACUGUGUGUAAAACAAUCACCAAUUGCAAUGUAAAUUGUAUGCACAAUGACGCCCCUUAAAGUCUCCAGCCACGAACAUUAAUUUCUGCCUUAUGUUUCAUCUCAAUUUAUAUAAAGUGUGCCAAAGCUUGGUUAUAAAAUUGUGGGCAAUUCUCUAUUUGUCUUGUCUUCGAGUAAAGGUAAUUGUUUGGCUGUUUGUUGAUGAAGCAACUUGAUAAAUAAAUUAAGAGAAAUAACAAAUUAGAUAUAUGGCUUUAUAAUUUUAUGACUUGGUGUACUCUGCAUUUUGUUGCAAAUUAUGUUGUUUGCUUUGUGCUUCUCAGAAUUUUGGCAGGCUUCAGUGUAGAAUGUAAUAGUGUGCCCCCUGGUGGGGAUACUCAUAUGGCACCAUUUAAAUAAAUUGGAAAGUUAAAACCGCAACCUUACCAGUACCAGGAUAGGAUAACCACCAGAAAAUGUCCUGGUGUCCUCGUUGGCAAAUUCGGCUCUGAACACUGGAUGCAUUAAUACAAACCAAACCUCCAUCAGGAUAUUACUACACGAAAACCCAAUUGUUUUCUCCUGUAUGUAUAGAGAAUUAUGUAAACCAACCUCCUUACUGAUCACCUACUAAAUGUUUUCCUUCAUAUUUCAGUUGUCCAUGUGUGCAAAUUAGGACAAUAAACUAAGUACAAGCUUUGUUUACUGACAUUAACGGCUUUUUUUUUUUUUUUUUUUUACCAACUUAGGUUUGGCAAUGUGGUGGCCAGCUGGAAAUAUUGCCAUGUGCUGUUGUUGGUCACGUUUUCCGCAGCAAGAGUCCGCAUACAUUCCCUAAGGGUACCCAAGUUAUUGUGCGGAAUCAAGUUCGACUAGCUGAAGUUUGGAUGGAUGAUUAUAAGGAAAUAUUUUAUCGAAGAAACAGAGAAGCAGCUAAUAUUGUCAAAGAGGUGGGGUUUUCUUAUUAUUUAUUUAUAAUUUAUUAAAUUUAUAUAAAAUAUUGUACAGCUGCAUUUUCUUGCACUAUAAUAUGCUCUCCAUUAUCAAUGUAAAUGGACAUCUCUAAUAAUAAAGCUGUUUGAUUUACUUUUGCUAGUUAAGUUGACAUGAAUGGAAAUAUGUACAGCACAGUUCUCUGUUGUAAGACUCUAUGCAUACCUUCAACUUUUAAUAUUAAAACCACUUUAGGUGUGCAUUCGAGCAGGGGUUCCUAAAAGGUAGAUCCUCAGAUGUUGUAGAACUACAAAUCCCUGAUGCUUUGCAUGUCUUUAGAAUUAUUUUAGAAUGACAAAGCAUCAUGGAUGCUGUAGUUUUAAAACAUCUGGGGAUCUACCUGUUGGGCACCCCUUUAUUAAAGUUUAAAGGCACACUCUCAGUACCAAAACCACUACAUCUUAAUGUUGUGGUGUUAGUACAAGCAUGCUGCCCCUUUUCUCUCACAAAUGUAAACAACACUAUUUCUAAGAAACUGAAAUGUUUACAUGCCUCCAAGGGCUGCCAGCCACUAGAGAUAUUUUCUCAAAAAGACUAAGAUCUUUACAUUCUGUAUCUUCACACAUAGCAGGAUGACUACUGUCAUGCUUCUCACAGGAGGAGUACUGGAUUCAAUACUUCUCUGUGAAAAACAUCUGACUAGAGCAGUGUUGCAAGUGCCGCCCAUGCAUGUAGGUUACCAUUGCACUAGAAAAAAGUAAUCAAGGGUGACUUUUCCAGAGAGACUGUAGAUGCUCCGAGAAGACUGAUCUGGAGGUGGAUUUAAGGACAGUUGUUUUGAACCUAGUGUUCAUUAAAGCAUUUAGUAUUUGGUGUGUGUGUGUGUGUGUGUGUGUUUUCUUUUUCUAUUAUCAUUAGUUCCCCUAAUCUUUUCUUCAUAUUUUGUUUCCUGUACAUGACAGAAAUCCUAUGGAAACUUGUCCAAGCGACUUGAUUUGAGACAUAGCCUGCAGUGUAAGAAUUUUACGUGGUAUCUAAAAAAUAUUUAUCCUGAAAUUUAUAUACCAGAUCAAAAUCCUCUUAUAUAUGGAGAUGUAAGUACUUCAAUUUACACAUUUAUUUUCAUUAUAAUUCAUGUAUGUAUAAAAACAAAAAAAAACCUGCAAUUCUUAUUUAUUAUUCUUAUUUACCACUAUGUGGAGUAACUGCUCAUGCUAAGAAUUGGACCAAGCAUGGUCUUUAAAGACUAGAUUGAUUUGAUAACCUCGACAGACAUUUAAAUGGCUUCAUUAAAACAGUCUUCAUAUGAGAAUCAUGUAUAACAACACUGUUGGGAAAUAGUCUGUGUAUCUUGGUUAGGUACCCAAGUACACACAUCUCCACAUCGUUUACACUACAAUAACGGUAACUGCGUGCUAGGUUUUUGCUGGAUGUUUGUUCACAUUAAAUAGAGUUUCACUGUUUUGUUGGUGGUCUACUACAGUUAGUGAGUACACUGUUGGCAAAUUGAGAUUCACAAGGAAGUAACAUUUUUAAAUAUUUCUAUAACAUUCAAAAUUGGGCAAAUAAUUUAAUUGUGAAUAAAAUAGCUAGAUUUUCCAUACAUCAACAUUACCUAUACUUAAAGGGACACUAUAGUCACCCAAACAACUUUAGCUUACUGAAGUAAUGUUGGUUAAAUGACCAUGCUCAAUUGCCUGCAUAUGAUUUGCACUGCCUUUUUAAACACUUCAUGUAAAGAGUAGUCUAAUGUGUACACUUGCUUUAUUGCACAUUAAUUUCAAUUUUAUGAUUUCUUAUCUCCUGCACUGUUAAUAGCCUUCUAGACCCUGCAGGAGCCUCCUGUGUGUGAUUAAAGUUCAAUUUACAGAGCAGGAGAUAUAAACGCCUAAAGCAAUUUGUCUAAAGCAAUUUAACAUCUGAUUUGAAAAUUAAUUUUUUUUUCAUGCAUGCUGUGUCAGUCACAGCCAGUGGGGGUGUGGCUAGAGCUCCAUAACCAAAAAAAAUUUGAUUUAACUCCUACAUAGCAGAGGUUUGAGCAGUGACACUGCAGGGGCAUGGUCGCUACACCAAUAGUGCUUCAUUAAAGGAACACUAUGGUGCCAGAAAUACAAAUGUGUAUUCCUGACACUAUAGUUGUAAAAUAAGUUUAGAUCACUGGGCACCCUUACCCUCCUCCCCUCCCAGGUAAAAGUUGAUUUUUUUUUUUUUUUUUUCAAGCACUGUGUGUGUCCACUUUAAAAAAAAAAAGUACAUAAUGCCUCUGUGGAUUUUUUUUCACUGCAGCACAAAGCAAGCAUACCCUAAAUGCAGCCUACAUCAAUUGUAGGUAUUGUUGAGCAUAAUUUGCCAGGCUACCUAUUUUUAUAAAAAAAAAUCCUAGCCAGCAUGCCAUGGCUUACACAUCACACAGCACGUGUCAACCUUGACUAUGCAGCCUUACUGUUGAUUGCUUUGUUUGCCAGAGAACUUGCUGUGCCCUAAUGACCACCUCUGAUAAUGUGCAGCAAUAGUGCUGCAUUGCUAUGGCAAGCAGAAUUCACUUAAUAUAUUCCAAUUUAAAUAAAGCAUGGAACAUACAAAUUCCCUUAUUUUUACUACAAACUAUCUAAACUGGACUGACUGUAUGCAAAAUAAAACUUAUAGAAUGUAUUCAUUAGACUGAUCCCUGUUUCCAGUGUGUCUCAGUUGCUUUAAAGGGACUCUCCAGUGCCAGGAAAACAAACACAUUUUCCUGGUUAAAACCCCUUCAGCUACUUACAUGAAUCCAACGCUGAUGUCCCUCGGCGCUGGGUCAGGCUCCUCCCCUGCCAACGUCAACUGGCGAGGGAGACCUAAUGCGCAUGCGCGGCAAUGGCCGCGCGCAUUGGCCCCCCUCCCCAUAGGAAAGCAUUAUAUAAUGCUUUCCUAUGGGAAAAAUCUAACGCGGGAGAUCAGUGAGGACGUCCAGCAUCAGACAACCGACCAAAAGUUUAUUUGGAUUCCGGAAGCCCUCUAGUGACUGUCUGAUAGGCAGCCACAGAGGGCCGACUUAGAGCUGUAAUGUAAACAUUGCAGUUCUCUGGAACUGAAAUGUUUAACAUUAAGUGCAAUAGGGCCACAGCAUCAAGACCACUUCAAUUAGCUUAAGUAGUCUGGGUGCCUGGAGUGUCCCUUUAAGAAGACUUUGACACUACUGUAGACUACUGACACUACUGUAGAUUACUGUAUUUGUAGACAGUUUAUUUGGAUCUGAAGAAUGUGAUACUUCUGUUCCAACCAAUUGGAACCCAUUAAUCUGGCUUGGGAACCCACUAGUUGGUAAUGACCUGCAUGGGAUGAAAAUCAUUGUUAAAUAUCUAAACAAAUAAAAGAACACAUCUAACUUUAACAGUAUAUGUAGUUUAAUACAAUGUUAAACAAAAAUCUGCACACCAGUCAAGCCAUAAGACUUGCUUUUCCCACAGAAAUCACAAAUUUGCAGUGAUGCUACUACUGCAAAGGAUUCUGGGUGGGCAUAUGCAAAUUAGUUUAACAACAAAUCACAUUUUUGCCUCAUUCCAUUAUAUAUACAAUGUAUUUAUUUUAAAUGUUUCUUUGUAAUACUGUUUGAAAACCAGUUAUUGAUUGUGUCUUCUAGAUAAAAAACAUAGGCAGAGAGUUGUGUUUGGAUGUUGGAGGUGAUAAUCAUGGCGACAAACCUCUCAUUCUUUACAGCUGUCAUGGACUUGGAGGCAACCAGGUAGAGAACCCGAUUUAUUUAUUUUCUCAAGAGUCUCCAGUUUGCAGAAAAAAAACUUAAUUUUGAAAGUAAAAGCACCGAGUUCUGGUUUUAAUGUUUACAUAUGUUUAUUAAGUUCGUUCUUUCUACAAGUUCGAACAACCUGCGCAUACAGCUGAAUAUUGAAGGCAGCUAAAGGAACCAAAACCAGAGUUCCAUUCCAGUUAAAGAUAUGUGAGAUGAAAGGAGGGUGUAGUACCCUUGGGGAAUUCUCAGAUGUUGAUAAAAAUGUAAAACAUGAGGAAGUGUAUGACAAAAUAUGGUGAUUCUUGGUGCAUCAAAAAUACUACACUUACUACAUUAGGUGACAUUAUCACCCACUACUAAUUGAAAGUUAGUUCUGUAGGCUUUAGGAAGAAUAAUGAAGCAUAAGGAAAUAUUUUAAGGAUGAUUAAUAGACGAGGAGACAGAUUCUAUCUAACAUGCCACCGAAAUGGAUCUGCUUAGAUGAAUAAAUCCCCAACUGAAUUAGUCUUUUUUUUAUAAACAUUAAAUUUGGUUUAAAACUUAGCAGUAAACAACUUUGAUUUAUUAUUAAGUUACUUAUGUAAUUGAAAAUGUAUGUAUGUUAUAUAGUGAAAGGUUGCAUGAAAGUACUAAAUCUAGGUUUUAAGGUGGACCUGACAAAGCAAUACAAAAAUGUAGAACUCUGUGUAUGGAUGAGUCUAAUUCAGGCCUGGACUGGCCGUUGGGCAAACUUGACAAAUGCACGGUGGGCCACAAAGGCCAUGGACAGAGGCCAACAAAAGGGUCUCCCCAGCUGGCCCAUGCAAAGUCAGCCUUACUGUCUACCUUCUCGGGCUAGGUGGGGAGAUAAAAGCUCUCAUACACCGACCCACUAGCAUUUUGUUGAGGAAAAGAGUAACAGCUCAAUAGUCCUCUUGUGAACAUGGAGUGUUGCAGCGGUUACCGCGGCAACGCUCGAACACAGAACUUAGCUAGGGAAGGGGAUAUUUAAAAAAAAUAAUAAAUAUAAUUGCUCCCUUCUCACUCCCCCACACAAUAUAGACUUUAUACCACCAAACAUGCAUGCAUGCAUUAUAAGGGUGCUGCUGGUGCCAAUUUAUACAACAUACACGAUCCAGCACACUCACUCAUUCACUUCCUAUAUAUAUGUGUGUAUGUAUGUGUGUGUGUGUGUGUGUGUGUGUGUAUAUAUAUAUAUAUAUAUAUAUAUAUAUAUAUAUAUAUAUAUAUAUAUAUAUAUAUAUUCUGUGAGACUUGAGAUUGAUGUUUAAUGAAUGAGCAAUUGCACUGGAUCUUGUAUGUUGACACACACACAAACACACACACACAAGUGUUGCAUUUAUAAUUUUGUUCAGUUUAUGUUGUAUGAAUAUAUAACAUUUUUAAGAUAAGGUAUUGAAAGGUUACUAUUAAGGCGUUAUUGACCUCAUCUCGUUGAGAAGAUUCACAAGUGUGCUGAAAACUAAUCGUUAAGUUAAUUAGUGCCUUAAACUAUAUUUGUUUGAUAUCAAGCUAUACUUUAUUUUUAUCUAGUUUUUUGAAUAUACAGCAAAUCAUGAAAUUCGCCAUAAUAUUCAAAAGGAGUUGUGCCUUCGUCCUAGUAAGGGACCAGUGCUUCUAAAGGAUUGUGGGUAUCAAGGCAUGGGUACAUCUGUGAAUCCUGAAGAGAAAUGGGAAUUACUAAAGGUAUACUUUUCUAAUUUUAUGUUUACUUUAUACAAAAUACAAUUACUGGUGUAAUAUCCAGUUUACCUUUUAAUUUGUGUUGCUGUUUGCAUGACAGUGCUUCUCUGUCCACUCUAGACUGAAUGAUCAAGUGAAUGUCAUAUUAUUUCUAGAAUCGUAAAUAGACGCGGACACAACUGCUUAAGUAGACAGUCUGAGCCUGUGAAUGCUUUGGAUAAUAACAUGGUGCAUGGUACUUAGAGCACCCCGAGCCCAUGCUCAUAUCUGAGAAUGGCAUUAAGCAGUAACGAUUUGCAAAACAUUUUGCUGGCAUUAGACGGUCAACCAGCACUGUCAAGCAGGAAGCUUUUAAUACUUUGUCUUGGGCUGCCUGUGGUACUUGUGUUCUCAUUGUAAAUGCAGUAUGAAAAUGGGGCAUGCACAAUAUGGAAGGUUGUUCCUCUCGCUCCCUAGAGAGACCUAAGCCAAGUACUACACAUGCGCGGUCUGCAGCUUUCCCCAUAUUAAAACAAACUGGUUUCUGAAACUGUCACCUUGGCUGUGUAUAAACAGGUAUGUGGUAUGGUUGCUGACAGUUUAUUGAGCAGUUAUGUGGUUUUCAUUCCACUAUGUGAAAAAACUAAUGGAGCAACAACAUUCAAGGUAUGGUUUAAGCAGUGCAUGUAAGGAAAAAACAAAACAUGAUUUUAGCCAUUUUUCAAACUUGCUGCUUGCCUAUUUAUGAAGAAUACUGCUGUGAGUGUGGAAUGUUGUUAUAUUCAAUAAACCCCAGAACUGUUGUGGGAUAUGUUAAGUGCCUCCAUUUACAAAAUGGGUGGACUGUCUUCGGAUGCAUUACUUCCUGGAUUAGUGGGAGAAACAUCAACCACUUCCCAGUCCCUGUUGAGCUGCAGCUAUUUAUCUUUACAUAAUUAAUUAAAAACAGAAGCCAAAUCCAAUCUGGAGUGUCCUUUUACCAUUUUACAGAAUAAUGAACAUGGUUUUUUUUGUACUUUUAUAGCACUUACUGGCUACUGGCAUAUAGGUAGAAAGAACAGCUAUGUAAUUCAUUGAAAUGUUUCCACGUGCAUCCCACAAUGCUGGUCUCAGACUGAUAUGAUUCUACAUUGUUGCUCAAUGUGCGUGGGAUGUGACGGCAUCUCAUUGAACAGCAAACAUAAGAAUAUCUUUUUAUCUAGCGGUAAAUGUAAAAUCUUUUGUAUUGCACAGAAUCUUGGAAAGUAAUCCAUUCAAUGUCCAUCUUGCUCUGAACAUAUUUUGCCUAGACUGUCUGACCUUUUGUAUACCCGUGUGGCAUGCAAUACCUGGUAUUUUCUUUUUAAUGCUUUGCAAUCCCUGCCGCUUCACUUGGCAUGGAAAGUACUGAUUAUUGAUAUGUUUGUGCCAACACAGCUUUCCACAAUAGUGUACUUAAAAACCACACUGCUAAAGUUGGAAUCCUAUAUCAAUUACUAAAUAGUAUGUGAUUCUCACUCUGAAUGUUGUCAUUUUUUUCCAGGAUCAAUUGCUGUUCAGUCCUGCAUUUAACAUGUGCCUUACAGCGAAUGGAGCCAACCCGCACCUCAUACCAUGUAACCCUUCCGAUCCUUUCCAACAGUGGAUUUUCCGACAGAGUGAAUAA